Emiliania huxleyi CCMP1516 is the source of this 4960-nucleotide messenger RNA. RefSeq lists its product as hypothetical. The transcript is spliced from 30 exons. Lineage: Eukaryota; Haptophyta; Isochrysidales; Noelaerhabdaceae. The record is from RefSeq and is a predicted model, not a curated record. Gene Ontology annotation, molecular function: calcium ion binding. Bases 2521 to 4803 code for a protein of 760 amino acids.
UUCGGCUUCGGCAGCCGCGCUGCCUCCUCCUCCACUCCCGCAACCGAAUCUGCUCCCCGUUUGGCAUCGACUGCCCACUCAGUGGAUGAUGAGAACUCACUCCACGGAGCUCUCCGAUAUCGACGGACCUGCUGCGGCGGGCGCCGACACGGCGGCACUAGGAGCGCUCGGGCCGCUCGACUUGCCUCGUCCCACACGCGAGGACUCCGGCCUCCACGUGGACACAUGCCACGUGCCGGUCGACGUCGGCGAGGACCCCGACGCCGCGCUUGACGAGUCGAGCGGCCACACGCUGGCGCCGAGCGAGGAGAAGGGCCGCGCCUCGAUCCGGCGGGCGCCGUCGAUCGUCGAGGUGUCGGUCGGCGAGCUGCGUGUGUCGAGGUUGUCGGUCGGCGAGCUGCGCAACACCGCCGAGCGGAUCGGCCCGAGCCGCUCCGCAAAGGCGCUCAUGCGGGCGUGGCACAUUGUCACGUUCGUCUUUUGGGUGCUGCUGUUCUAUGCGGUCUGGGUGGCCGCGACGUGGCGAAACAGGCCGCUGGUCGAGGACGGGUACUCGUACGACGUGGCUCACGGCAUCACGCUGAGCCUGUACGGCUGCGACGUCCUCCUGCGGCCGGACGACGAGCCCUCCCUCCACCUCUUCCUCGUCCGAGGUCGCAGCGUCCGCGAGUUCACGACGCUCGACGGCAGCAGCAGCAGCUCGGUGCUGCGUCAGAUGAAGGUCCACAGCCUGCAGGGCUGCGCGCAGCUGCCCGGCGCCAACUGCUCCCGCCGCUGCCGCGUCACCGUCGGCAUCCCUCCCUCCGCCUCCUCCGCCUCCUCCGCCUCGGUCACCGUCUUCCAGCACGCCUUCGACACCGGCUCCUACCCGCGCGUCGUCGUCGCCAGCGGCGUGCAGCUCGGGUCGCUCACCGCCAACGGCCCGUCCCUCUCCGUCGUGCUGCAGCCGAACUGCACCGUCGGCUCGCUCUCCUCGAAGCUCAUCGCCGGAGCGGUCGAGUCAACGCCGCCCUCAGAGGCGGAGGUCGGUGCGUCGCUCGGCAGCGUCUCGGUCAAGGCGCUCGGCGCCGGCUCCGUCUACCUGCUGCAGCUCCCCUCGACCAACACGUCCUCGCAGCUCACCUACCGCCAGCCCGCUGGCCGGGUCUGCUACUCGACCGACUUGCCUCCAGACAGGGCGUCUCUCUCGCGCGGUGCGGACCCGUGGGCCGAGUGCGACGCCGACGAGGCCGUGCGCGGCAGCGGCGACUCGUACGCCUACCGCGUCGCCCUCUCCUCCACCGACACCAACGGCGACUACUACGUCUCGGCGGCCGAGGCGGCCGCCGCGAUGGCCGAGCUGCGCUGCUGCGGCGGCAACUGUCCCCAGCGGAGCAACUGCGCCGCCGAGACGUUCCUCCUCUUCCCGCCGCUCGAGGACGAGCGGCUCGGCGAGAUCGACCGCUUCAACCUGCCGCAGGCCGAGUACUUUGAGAAUGUGGUGCGGCUCAACUACACCUGGCUGAUGGGCAAGCCGGGCGCGGGCUGCUACGAGCGGCUGUACGCGGACUUGCUGCCCUCGCCGCCCUCGCCGCCGGACGAGGUCGGCAGCCUCUUCUCGGACGGCGGCGAGGUGAUGGUGACGCUGGCGCAGGCAGAGCCGGGCGAGCCGGGCGCGGCGGCGUACCACUCCUUCGAGCGGCUGCUGCAGCUCAUGGGCGGCGAGGUCGCGGCGAGCAACGAGACGGCGCCGCAGCUCCUCGACCAGGCCGCGCGGCCCGACAACUGGAGGCUCGCGCAGCUCGACGCGCAGCGGCUGAUCGCCGACGUCCGGCCGGACUACGGGCUGCGCACGUCGGCCCGGCCGGGGUUCGUCACCGUCGACGUGGUCGGCGGGCCGGGGCUCGUAGAAGCGGAAACAGUGUGUUCCUGUCUCCCCACGCGUUCCUGUCUCCCAACCAGCACUCGAGCGACACGCACUCCGCGGCAUUCCGCCGCAUUCCGCUGUAUUCACCGUGUCUUUCUUCCCGCGGUGCUCUGAAGACGCUGCACAAGACCGUCUCCGCGUACUCACACAACGCAGCGCCCCCGAGGGAGAUAUGGGGAGAUAUGGGGAGAUGUGGGGAGAUACGACACGCGCAUCGGCCGCAAGUACCUGCCCGCGCGAGGUCUGUAUGGGGAGAUGUGGGGAGAUGUGGGGAGAGAUGACCUGAGGUUGGCGACGCUCACACGACGUAGGCCGGGAGUGCCGCGGCUCAAGUUCGUGUACGUGACCGAGCCGGCCUUCGUCGCGCUGCUCCCGUCCGACCUGCUGCUCCUCUCCGCCGGGCUGCUGUCGGCGGACGUGCUGCAGGAGCGCGUGCGCCUCCUCAACACGGGCUGCCUGCUGUGGGACCGGUCGCAGCCGCUUCCGUCGGUGGACGAGGUCGCGGACGCCAUCGCCGAGGCGCAGGCGAACGCGAGCGAGCUGGGCGCGCGCGACGAGUUCACGCUGCGGCUGGUGAUCGACGCGCACGAGCAGGUGCGCAAGUCGCUCGCGGGAUGGCAGGAGCUGCGCGGCGAGCUGCUGCUGCUUGGCGACGCGGUGGACGGAGGCACUUGCUUGAGGGGCUGGGCGAGAAGCUCCCCAAGCCGCCGCGGAGCCUCGGCUGCAUCUUCUACUCGAUGUUCGUGCUCAUCGACGACCUCACCCUCAUCCCGCUCCGCCAGUACUUCCUCUCCGGCUCGCGCGGCUUCCGCGCCUUCGUGUCCGCAAACGUGCGCCGGACCGACCCGCGCGCGCCGCUCGCCACCUUCGAGGACUUUUACACGCUGUACGUGCUCUUCUGCACGCAGAACGAGAUCAACCCCCUCUCGACGGACAAGCUGCUGCGCGAGAUCCGCUUCGACCGCGGGCUCGGCUCCAGGCGCGGGGGGCUGACGAUGCAGACGCACACGGCGCGCCGGAUCCGCGGUCUCGCGUGGAAGAGGGCGGGCCCGCUCGCCGCGAGCACACCGCGAAGCCCGUUCUCGCCGCUCUCUCCGGCGGCGCGGGAAUGGUCGCGCGGCGGAGGGGCGCCACCCGCCUUGGAGCGGGUGCUCACGCGGGGCUGGCUGGCCGAGGCGGCGCUGCCCGAGGAGCUGCCGCGCGAGCACGCCGAGGCGCUCGCCGACUUCAUCUUCGACCAGUGCGAGCUCGGCAGCGGCCGCGAGUUCAUCGACUUGGACGACCGCGAGGCGGUGGGGGAGGAGGCGGGUCAGAAGGCCGUCAGCGUCGGCUUCGCCUCCCGCUUCGAGGCGUGGUGUAAGAGAGAAGGCCGCCCCGCCGUCUCGCUCGACGGGCAGCUCUGGGCGAGCGCGCUGCCCACGGCGGCCGAGUUCUUCCCCGCCGUGCGCGUGCGCGUCGUGUACGGCGGCGCGUGGGUGGCCGCGGGGGGCGCGCGCGGCGGCGGCGGCGGCGGCGGCGACUGCGGCGUGGCGGGCUCGUCGUGGUGCGGGGGGCGCUGCUUCGGCCCCGAAGGAGUGCACGGCCUGCCCUCGCCGUCGUGGUACGCCAUCGCGGCCGCCGCGCCCUUCUUCCACCUGUGCAUCUUCGUACCGCUGCCGCUGCUGCUCCUCGUCUUCGUGAUGCGCGUGCAGGACUUGUGGGCCGUCACCGUGGCGCCGCCCACCGUACACGGCGCGGAGCCCGAGAUCUCGCUCGACCUCUUUCGGCCAAACUUCUUCACUCUGCUGCAGCAGCGGGCGAGCGGAGACCUGUACCUGCUGCCACUCGUGGAGGGCGUGCUCUACGAGUGGCUCGCGGUCUGCAUCGCCACGCUGGUGCGUCUGCUGCUGUACUAUGCGGACGUCGACGAGAAGGCGUGCCCGCCGAUGGCGCGCUACCUCAUCCGCGGCGUGAGGUACGCGUACUCCGCCCUCUUCACGCUGCACAUCUGGCUCUACUGCUCGCUCGCCAUGAUGGUCUGCUGCUGGGUCGUCCUCGCCGCGGCGCUCGACCCGACCCGCUUCCUCGCCUUCGGCACCGCCAUCCUCACCACCGUCUCGGCCGUCGCGUGGUGGACGAGCGCGAUGAUGCGCGCCGCGCGCCGCUUCCGCGCGUGGGUGCGCACGGCGCUCGACCGGAUGCUGCACACGCGCGUCCGGCUCGCCGCGCUCGCGAUCCAGCGCGCGGCUCUCGUCGAGGACUAUCAGCGGGACACGCUGUCCGACCCGGCGGCGGCCGCUGUCGCGAAGGCGGAGCUCGAGUCGCUCACGGCGGAGGAGAAGCGGCUGCGCGCGGUGCAGGGGCGCGGGCUGUGGCAGGGCGGGCGGGCGGGCGAGGGCGAGGCGGAGCCGGUCGACGCCUCGACGAUCUUCGACACGCUCGACCGCGACCGCGACGACCUCAUCUCGAUGGCCGAGUUCGAGUACUUUUUCGAGACGCUCGAGCUGCCGCUGCAGAAGGGCGCGCUCGUGGCGCUGCACGCGCAGCUCGACGUCGACGGCGAGGGCACCGUCUCGCUCGGCGAGUUCGAGGCGGGGUGGGAGGAGGUGCUCGACGCCGUGAUGGAGCAGGCGCUCGUCGCCGCCGGCUUCUCCGCGCGGCAGAUCCUGCUGUACGGCCUCGCGCUGCUCGCCAUGGUCUCGCUCGGCGCCGCCUUCAUCCUCGUCGCGCUGUCGGGCUGGCGGCGCGAGAGCCUCUCGGCGAUGGUGGUCGAGUCGGGCCUCAUCGCCGCGGUGGGGGGCAUCACCGCGCGGUACCGGGAGAAGUCCGACGCCGAGAAGACCGCCGAGGAGCUGAGCCGGAUCGUCAACGACGCGGUGGCGGGCGCCGAGGCCGCGUCCAAGCCGAAGCAGGACUGAGGCCUUUGUUCUCCCUGGACGUACAGACGUCAGUAUUCGCGGAGUCGCAUAUAUUACUCACCGGAGUCCAUCUCUCAAUCACUCGCCAGACGUGUCAGCUACGGGAUGUACGAGUUCGUAUUACGUGUUUUACGUCAGCGCCGGCCCUCCUCAACUC